Messenger RNA from Phyllotreta striolata, 576 nucleotides. The record is from the annotation of a GenBank genome assembly. Lineage: Eukaryota; Metazoa; Arthropoda; Insecta; Coleoptera; Chrysomelidae.
UAAACAAAAUGCCAUCUAACAUUUCGGACGAAGAAUUUCUUAAAUUACUAGAAAAUCUUUCUCCUCCUCCUUUUACGCCGUCGACAAUUCAAAGUGUGUUUCCUGAGUAUAUCGAUGAGACAAUAGUAAGAAAUAAUAAAAAGGUAUUACGUCGCAACAGUCGAAGAAAUAGGCGGCAGCUUCAUGUGCAAAGUAAUAGAAGAGUUAUAGAAAAAAAUAGAAUACCAACAAAUAGGAAUCAACAUAGGAGGGGACGACAACAUCCACAACAAACUGUACAAUUGCCGGUUAAUAGAAGAUGCAAUGAAUUCGAACAUUUUAGUGAAAUUCUCGAAUUUGAAAUUCGAUAUUUUCUUCAGAAAAUAAACUACCCAGAAAGUAUAUCGGUAUGUUUUUUACACAAGUACUAUUCAGUAUUCGAAAAUUACAAAAUUUUAUUCCUUUUUUGCAGAAACAUAGCAAAAGCAGUCUUGAUUUCUUGUUAUUUAAAUAAGUCUUAUAAAAAUUGUUAUACAUAAAUAAAUAAAAUAAUUGUGAAAUAUAUCAAUAUUUUGAUUUAACCAAUGUUAUUUUAAC